Messenger RNA from Tribolium castaneum (red flour beetle), 1057 nucleotides. RefSeq lists its product as uncharacterized. The coding region runs from base 175 to 783 and encodes 202 amino acids. Gene Ontology annotation, molecular function: 5'-deoxynucleotidase activity. The record is from RefSeq and is a predicted model, not a curated record. Gene Ontology annotation, cellular component: cytoplasm. NCBI's taxonomy places the organism in Eukaryota, Metazoa, Arthropoda, Insecta, Coleoptera, Tenebrionidae. The transcript is spliced from 2 exons.
UGCCGCGGCCUGUACCAUUCUUUGGGUAUCGUCUGUACAUAAACAUCUGAAAAAGUGCUGUCAAAACAUUCUAGGUUAUUCUAACCUCACUCAAAAUCCUCAGUAAUACAAACAAAAGUUCCACCUCUUCAGUACAAUUAUAACUUUCCACUGCUGUCUCGUGAUUGUGGUAAAAUGGAAGCCUUGAAUCCCGAAAGUGUGCUCAAAUUCAUGGACCUGGUGAACAACUUGAAACACAGUUCCCGGAGGGGUUGGUCACUUCUUAAUGUGGAAAACCACGAACAAAUUGCCGGACACAUGUACGCAAUGGGCAUGAUGACCUUCCUAAUAGGCGACGAAUCCAAUUUGGAUAGAUUCAAGUGUUUACAAUUAGCCCUAGUUCAUGACCUGGCCGAAUGCAUUGUGGGGGAUAUAACCCCCCAUGACAACAUCCCCGAAGACAAGAAACACGCCCUGGAAGACAAGGCAAUGAAGGAAAUCACGUCGCACCUGGGGGAGGAUAUCGGCACUAUGAUUUAUAAGCUUUACAAAGAGUACGAAGCCAAAGAGACACCUGAAGCAAUAUUUGUCAAAGAUUUAGAUCGUUUAGAUUUGCUAAUUACCGCCGUUCAUUACGAAAAACGUGAUAACACGCCAAAGAAAAUGCAGGAGUUUUUCGACAGCACUGAAGGUAAAUUUAAGCACCCUUUUAUCCAGAAACUAGUCAAGACCUUAAUUGAGUACCGCAAUAGCCCCCACUUAAACCAACAAACAUUACCCAAUAACACAAUAAUGAAAGAAUAAAAACUCUUGGAUAAAAAAUAGUCUAUUUGUUUACACAUGGCAUGUCAUCAUCUGGGGUUAUAUAAGGCGGGUUAUCGGUCUUCAGCCCGAACGAGAAUCCCCCUUUGCCCGGCAGCUUGGGGUAGUAGUUGCUAGGGCCGGGGUAGGUGCCCCUAUCCUGCAGCGCUUUGUGUUUAAUCGACAUGGAAUAAGCCGGCGGUUUAUUUUUGUAAGCGUUAGGCGAAGUGGGGUCGUAUUUGGCAGGGCCGGGCGAUUGCUCCUUCGAGCUUUGCUU